AAGGUGACACAGCGCAGGGGCAGAACGGUGUCGGAGCACCGCUCGUCUUCUUCUGCGCCGAGUUCUCCUCCUCACCUCUCCUCUGAUAUCCUCUCCCCUCCCCUGUUCACAGUCGACAUGGCGGACAGCGCGAGCGAGAGUGACACCGACGGCGCGGGCAGCAGCUCGGCCACUCCGAUGUCGACCUGCGCCUCCAACUCGGGCAAGCCGAGUAUCGUGAUCUCUCAGUUUCGCCUGGAGGAGCUCACCAACCGACUGGCCUCGCUGCAGCAGGAAAACAAAGUUCUGAAAAUCGAGCUGGAGACGUUCAAACUCAAGUGCAAAGCGCUGCAGGAGGAGAAUCGGGACCUGCGCAAAGCUAGCGUCACUAUUCAAGCCAGAGCGGAACAAGAGGAAGAGUUCAUCAGCAACACCUUGUUUAAGAAGAUCCAAGCCCUCCAGAAAGAGAAGGAGACCCUGGCUGUGAACUAUGAGAAAGAGGAAGAGUUUCUCACCAAUGAGCUCUCCAGGAAGCUCAUGCAACUCCAGCAUGAGAAGGCUGAACUGGAGCAGCACCUGGAGCAAGAGCAGGAGUUCCAGGUCAACAAGCUCAUGAAGAAGAUCAAAAAGAUGGAGAACGAGACCAUCUCCAAGCAAUUGACUUUGGAGCAGUUGAGGCGUGAGAAGAUCGACCUCGAAAACACAUUAGAGCAAGAACAAGAAGCCCUCGUCAACAGACUGUGGAAGCGGAUGGACAAGCUGGAGGCAGAGAAAAGGAUCUUGCAGGAGAAGUUGGACCAGCCCGUGUCAGCCCCUCCAUCCCCGCGGGACGUCUCCAUGGAGAUUGACUCCCCUGAGAACAUGAUGCGGCAUAUCCGUUUUCUGAAGAAUGAGGUGGAGAGGCUUAAGAAAAGCCUCCGAACCACCGAACUGCAGCACACAGAAAAGCGUGCGCAGUACAUCGAGGAGGAACGACACAUGAGGGAGGAGAACGUCAGGCUGCAGAGAAAGCUCCAGAGGGAGAUGGAGCGUCGAGAGGCACUGUGCAGACAGUUGUCAGAGAGCGAGUCCAGCCUGGAGAUGGACGAUGAGCGGUACUUCAACGAGAUGUCUGCACAGGGGCUGCGAGCGAGGACGGUGUCCAGCCCUAUUCCAUACACCCCCUCCCCUAGUUCCAGUCGCCCUAUAUCCCCUGGUCUUUCGUAUGGCAGCCACACAGUCGGCUUCACCCCACCGGCCACUCUGUCCAGAGCCGCCAUCUCCCACUACAACACCCCCGCCCUGCACGUCCACGGAAGCACCUCCCACUCUGUAACGAGGCCUUCGCCAAGGAGAAGCACCAGCCCUGACAAAUUCAAACGUCCAACGCCCCCGCCGUCCCCCAACACACACUCAGGGGCCCUACAGCCUCAGCCCCCACUGCCCCCACCUGCCCAGCCCAUGGUCCAGUCCAUGUCCUCUCCGGCGGCCAUGUCGCAGCAAGCCGCCGGAGCGCAGCCUCCUCCCUCACAGCCUUAACGCCGCACGCACAUACACAAACACACGUCUCCGUCUCGGGGCGCGCGAGGGCGCCCGCCGGAUGCUACGACGCCAAAACCGCAGCAGCUUCCAUCAUUAACAAGCUCUGGAAGAAGCGCUCAGAAGCAGCUUACAAAGUUUUAAAGAGGAGAUAAGCGACGCAGUUCCGUGCCCGCGACGCCGACCAGCCAAAAGCCACGCGUCGACGUUUCCUAUUUGCUCUUAAAAGGAAUGGAUGUACUGAAAAAUUAUCGCUUCUGGGAAUCGUAGGCCAAUUAUCUGUUCUGCCCUCCUGUCGUGUAAAAGUUUUGUAUUUUCUUUGCUUCGGAACUUGAGCUGGUUGGAAUUGUUGUUGUGGCGCUUUUCAGAUAGCACAAACAGCACGGAGCUUUUUCUUGUUUCGUUUUGCGAUAAAUGGAUGUUCGGGUCAGCUGAUGGAUGUACGGCAGUGUCUGUGGAUGCGAUCAAGAUUUUUACGCCUGUAAUGUGGCACUCGAUUGCAUUCAUGUCCCCACCCACGCUCUCUUAUCUGUUCGGCGGUGUAAUUGUUUUUCCCUCACAUUUAAAAGGCCGCCUGAAAGUUGUCAUAGCGGACCACCAGAGGGUCUAUGUCAUAGCCUGUUCAUCACUGCGCUAAUAUCACCGUUAUUUUUCUUCAUGCAGACAUUUUGAAGUUAAAGUAAAUAUGGGGGAGGGAAGGCCCUCUCAGGAUGCACCAGGUACAUAAACCACCAAUAAAUGUCGCCUAUUAAGGUGUUAAACUAAUGUAGUCUGAGGUGUUACUAGUCACGUACUCUUUGCUCUUUCUCUGGUGUAUUUCUCGAUGCUUUAUCUAAAAAUAAUGGGAAAAAAAGUAUAAACAAGACAUCGUGUUCUAUACACUAAAUAUACAUACUGCUAAAACAUUCUCAAUGAAUGGUACUGUCAAACAAGAUUUCUAUGUAUGAUUAAAAGCUCUUAAGAUGAAAA
Molecule: messenger RNA, 2466 nt
Organism: Corythoichthys intestinalis (scribbled pipefish)
Lineage: Eukaryota; Metazoa; Chordata; Actinopteri; Syngnathiformes; Syngnathidae
Product: coiled-coil domain-containing protein 6-like
Exons: 9
Coding region: 118-1497 (459 amino acids)
Source: RefSeq, a predicted model, not a curated record